Molecule: messenger RNA, 637 nt
Organism: Anoplophora glabripennis (Asian longhorned beetle)
Lineage: Eukaryota; Metazoa; Arthropoda; Insecta; Coleoptera; Cerambycidae
Exons: 4
Coding region: 62-529 (155 amino acids)
Source: RefSeq, a predicted model, not a curated record
AACUGCUGCCAAAUUAUACAAGUCUUCGAAAAACAAAACCCAGAUAACUUCAUCAAUUAAAAUGGUCAAGUCUCAGAUUUAUUUUAAUUUAUGUUGCAUAUUCUGCAGCGUUGCUCAAGCCUUGGUCGUCAACGAAUGUAGCCAAGGUGGCCUGGUUCCUGAAGAAGUGAUUGUCGACGAUUGUGAGCCAGAUGCGGCCGUUUGUCCAGUGAAAUUUAACGGCUUGUUUAAUAUGACAAUGAAAUUCAAAGCUCCGCAUUACUUGGAGUCCAUCAAAUCCAAAAUGAUUGUGAAAACUGCUUUCGGAAAUAUCGAGCCCAAGGGAGAAUCUGUCAGCAAUGACGUAUGCGCUGGUAUUUUAAACACAUUUUGCCCGCUUGUGGAAAAGGAAUCAAUUGAAUACAGAUAUUCUACAAAGCUGGUUGUCCCGCUAUUUAUACCAGUUACUUUGGAGUUUAGAAUCCUGGACACAGUGUUAAAUGAAACUGUCGUUUGUUUUAUUUUAGAUGUUAGCCCCAGUAAACUUUAAGGUUUAUUUUGUACACCUAGUCUUUAUGUUAUAUGUCUAAUAAUUGUUAUAUGUUUAACUUAUUUAUUUAUUUUUAAUUUUUUUUAUCAAAUAAAUCUAUUUUUGUAA